AUGAACUUGCCCACAAUUACUGCCAAAACCAUCAGCAAAGCAGAGAAGCGUAUGGGGCCCAGUAUUGUGGAGGUGGCACAGCAGUCAUGCAGAGAAGCUAUUGCUUUAGAGAAGGAGCUAACUCGGAGCAAAGUUCAGAAUUCUCCAAGUAACGUAAAUUCAAGCACGCCUGCACCCACAGUCAACGGUCAUCUGGCUUUAAGUACUCCUCUCAGCCCGGCAAGAAGCACUGCUCCACAAGAUUUUUCAACAACUCCUCGAACUAGGCAAUCAGAAGUAUUUGACACCACUCCUGAAGAUCCUACGGAUAUUGUGGUAUCCUGUGACUUUGGCUGGGACAAGCGUGGUAAUGGUUUAUGUUACAACAGUCACAGUGGCCGAGGCAGUAUGGCAGGGGAGAAGACCCCAAAAAUGCUUGAUACUGUUGCUAUGAGUAAUUAUUGUGCCAUGUGUGCUCGGGGUCAUAGCCCUUAUGACCAUGCUUGUGCCAUCAAUUAUGAGGGGAGUUCCAAAGGAAUGGAACCUGCUGCUGCAGUCAAACUUAUCUGCAACAAUCCCCUCUUGAAAGAAGCUGGUGUCAGAGUGAAGAAAUUAGUUGGUGACUCCUCCACCAUUGCUGCACUGAGAAGAGAAUGUGACUAUGACAUAGAAAAAAUAGUUGACCUAAACCAUGAUCUGAAGAGUAGCGUCAACAAUCCUCUGUAUACUUUGGAGAAAAACAAAGCCUUUGCUGAAAUUCUUACUAAGGAUGCAAUAGAGGACAUCAAGCGCUGUGUGAGUUAUGCAAUCAAGCAAAUCAAAGGUGAUGUAGAGGGUCUUCGGUCUGCCAUCUCUAACAUAACUAAUCAUGUAAUGGUGAACAUGAUAAUUGCGGUGAAUGGUGCAAAGCAAGAGGCGAUCCAGAAUAUGUCUACAAGCACUUGCCAAAUCGCAAGCACCUCACAUGCCCAGAAUUUCAACCUGCCCUGGAUGGACUCUAGCAGAAGCAGGCUGAUGAAGAACCUCAGUGCAAAUGAAUCCCUUGAGAAGAUUUUCAAAAAAGCCAAUCUCUCACCAUCAGUGUCUGACUACAGGAAGAAACUUGAGUCAAAAAGAGUAUACCAGGCAACGCACAAGAACAAAAAUAAUGUGAAGUUACGUCGCCUCUUCUUGAACAACAGAAACUCCUGGAAAGACUCUGCGGACAACAAUAGAGAUGGAAUCACAUAUGUCAUUGGAAUGUCUAACACCAUGGAGCGAGCAGCAGCAGCAGCUUCAGUUUCAUCUUGGUUGCCUCAACGUAAGCCACUUCAACUCUCCUGCAAACUUGUUAUUGUGGAUAUUGACACGGGUGGCUUUGAUGCUGCAGCCAGUAUCAUACAGAUUGCUGCUGUGUUGUGGCGGCACAGUACUCUACUUCAAACAGUGUCCGAGCAGGAAGCUUGCCAGUCCUUCCUCGCUUUCCUCAAGGAAUGUUCAGACCAGGUUGUGCUUGUCGGGCACAACAUUGUUAGCUUUGAUGCGCCCAGGAUUUUGAGAGUAAUGAACAAUUUGUCCCUGGCUAAGGACUUUUGUGAAAUUGUCACUGGACUUAUAGAUACAAUGCCUCUCAUCAAGCAAGGAAAAAUGAAAAAGCAAGAGCUGUUGGCAAAAACAUAUCUCACUGGACCUGAGUGGGAGUCUACUCUCAAAGAAGCUCCUGUUUGCAUCUUACUUGAUGGUCUGCUGCAGCACUUCCAAGUCAGUGAAGAGACUCAAAAGGAGCAUGUUCUUCACAUCGGGGACUUCAUGGAACGGCAGGCAAGUCUAAGGAAAAAGGCGGCCAAUCUACCAGCCCUGGCUCCAUUGCGUGGUCAUCUUUCUGACCAUAUGCUAAAUAAAAUGGCUGGCAACGGAGUUACCUUACAAGAAUUGAAGAGAGAAGAUGAAGCUUAUGGAUAG
Frankliniella occidentalis (western flower thrips) is the source of this 1920-nucleotide messenger RNA. RefSeq lists its product as uncharacterized. Lineage: Eukaryota; Metazoa; Arthropoda; Insecta; Thysanoptera; Thripidae. The transcript has 3 exons. Gene Ontology annotation, molecular function: nucleic acid binding. Bases 1 to 1920 code for a protein of 639 amino acids. The record is from RefSeq and is a predicted model, not a curated record.